Amoebophrya sp. A120 is the source of this 2431-nucleotide messenger RNA. NCBI's taxonomy places the organism in Eukaryota, Dinophyceae, Syndiniales, Amoebophryaceae. The record is from the annotation of a GenBank genome assembly.
CAGGACAAGGAGAACAAGGACUUGCAUUUUCAAAAUACCUACUCAAUUCUCACAGGACGCGCAUUGCGCAAAUUCUAAUUUUCAUGUAAACGACCACUAAGUACAAAAAGACACUAUAAGCAAAUGGUGCUUGAACACGUCGAAUAUGAGCAAACGGUGCUUCAAGGAGUCGAAUCUGAAAUCGUGAUAAUAUGUCAACGCGAUAUGUGGUUGGGUCAAGACUGCCCAAAAAUUUCAAGGGUCGCGUGUGUCGCUCUUGUGGUCGCUGUCGCCCGACUGGUAUCGUGUAGUGGAAAGCCAUAGCAAAACUACUGUGGUUGUGGUCUAGUAGUAGUAAGAAGGCAGCCCUGAGGGGACUGUCGGUAAGCCGCUCAGCGGAAUCGCCUGAAUCCGUGGGCAUGCCCGUUGUAGCUCCGCCGUGUGCAGGGCCUGCACUCUCAGCGAGGUAACUCUGUAUACAACAAGGUCAAGAAGUCCAAGUCAGAUGAAGAAUUAUGCAUGACAGACUACAAGAUCUAAAAUACAUUUCAUGUUCACGACAGACAAGGAUGACUGAUAUGCCGCGUUCCGACCCUGAAAUUUUUGGAUAUUUCUGACGGAGCCGCAUUUAGUAUCGUCAUACACAGUUGCCACAACGGGAACGAAAACGCCAUCGGUAUUGGUUUCGCGACUAAUUUAGAUUUUGUUGGGCACCGACGGCUGCGCUCGGUUCCUUGUGUCUAGCCGUCAGAAGGGUUUUCUUUUUUGAAGGUCUAGCUAGCCGUCAGAACCUGCUGAGGCUUGGGAAUGAAAUGAAUCUUUUUAUUUUAUAAAAACCCUUCGUCUUCGUGGCAAAGAUGAAUUCACUUCUAAAGGUGUGGCAGGUUCAGAAGCCGGGCUUUUUCCCUCUUGCGGCGCGCUUUUGGGGCCUAAUUUGUCUUCUGAUCAACCCAGAAGUAGCCCUUUUCGAUUCGGGGCUGGGGAUUCUGGGGUCUCAAAGGUUCUCCCUGAAGCCAGCAAGGCCUACCUUUUUUUCAACGAGAGGUACGCUUCUGGCUUUUCUUGGUUUCUCGUUGAAGCCACCCGACGCUUCUGGCCGCUGCUGCCUUCUAACUGCAGGCGCAGCCAGUAAAGAUAGGGAAAAAUGAUUGGCCAGAAGUAGCUCUCUAAAAGUGCAGGCCUUGCCGGUUCAGGCCUUCUGCUUGCAGCCAGCGGUGCAAAAACAGCCAAAUAAGACGGAUCCUAUUUCUUCAUUUCUUCAAAGGUACGCAGCGGUUUGUGCUUGGCGUCCUCCUGAAGCCACCACCGCAAAAAAUAAAAAACGACCUGCUGCAAGGAGUUUUUUUCUCUUCCUAAUACACUGCGCUUUGUGCGUUUCUUGGCAUCUUUGUUUGUUCGCGAAGCCGGUAAAGCAAAAAGUGCCAAAAGUAAAGUCGUUUUUGCUUCAUCAAAGGCACUCCUGCCGUUUCUAAACUUCGUUCUCCCUAAAGCGCACGAGGGAAAAGCAAAAGGAUAGUACUACAGAAAAAAGCGACUAUCCCUGAGGCGUAAAGCUAAAGGACACAACUUUUCACAAGUGGCGACCUGCCUGACUGCCAUGUCACAUGAUAUGGUAGCGGAAGCGGACCGGCCAAAUAACAUAAAAGGUGGCGCCUCUAUGUUUUAAAGUGAAUCCUUGAUCGAGGGCAGGCCUAAGUUUCAGGCAAAUGGGCGGCGCCUCGCCGUGUUCGAUUUCCUUCAUUCAUCGACACCUCCUCGAGCAGGCAGGCCGGAAGGAUGUUGGCAACUCCCCAGUCUCCUCUUGGUUCUCUGCGUGCAAACUCGGGGGGGCGUCGCACAGAAUGUUCCAGUUGAUAUGCCUGUUCGCCAGGCGCUAGCAGUUGAAUUGCCCCCUAUAAACAACUUUGAUCAAUUGAAAAGCUUUAGCGAUCUUGUACACCGUGGGGCCUGAUUCUUCAAAAGGUACGUAACUGUGCGAAUUUUGCUCGGCGUAGCGUCCUGGCCAGCACCAGUGCCAUUUUGGUGCUUUACUAUCCAAAAAAAAAUAAUUCUCAAACAGCACCCGCCCGCCUACCUUCGGCAGAAUCCGAACAAAACGCUGGAGUCUCCGCCAGUGUCUCCGCAAGCGUCUCCACCAGAGUCUCCGCCCGUGAGCAAAGUAAGCUGCUUUGAUGAUUUCUCGCGGAAUCGUGCGACUCUUCUGGCCGCUGGCGCCUUCUAGUCCAAGCCAAUAAGGAUAGAGAAAAAAUGGCCCGAGCCGGAUUCUAUUUGUACGGCUGCAAAGCUGUUGGCAACACUCCGGAGCGGUGUUAGCAGCUCCCCCGCUUUUUCUGGAUUCUCUUCAAGCUUGAUGGGGUCGCGCGUAGCAUCCCAAUUUAUAUGUCUGUGUGCCGGGCGCUUAAGCUUGUUACCUCUCAUUGUUUAUUGAAACAGCUUCUAGCAAUAUAUCAAC